This is a messenger RNA of Pteronotus mesoamericanus, 585 nucleotides long. It is a transcript of the gene DYNLT2, whose product is annotated as dynein light chain Tctex-type 2. The transcript is spliced from 4 exons. Gene Ontology annotation, biological process: microtubule-based movement. Gene Ontology annotation, cellular component: cytoplasmic dynein complex; cytoplasm. NCBI's taxonomy places the organism in Eukaryota, Metazoa, Chordata, Mammalia, Chiroptera, Mormoopidae. The record is from RefSeq and is a predicted model, not a curated record. Bases 1 to 585 code for a protein of 194 amino acids. Gene Ontology annotation, molecular function: dynein intermediate chain binding.
AUGGAGAAGCGCAGCCGAAGCGGGAGGGCUCCCUCCAACCCGGUUCCUCCGCAGCCCGCGACGGCGCCUCGGAAAGAGAGAAGGCCUAGCAUGUUCGAGAAGGAGUCCUAUGCACAGAUUUUGAGGGAGAGACUGCGAGAUUCGUUGCACGAGGUCCAGUACGUGGAGCCCCCACUGGACGACUCGGCGGCCGACUUGGGGAAGGAGUGGAAGAGCACCCUGGCCCGGCUGAGGUUCGCCAACACCUACCGGAUGGAGCCGCCGGUGAAGUUCCGGGCCCACUCGGUGGAAACCAAAGUCCAGCAGAUACUAAAGGAAUGUCUUAAAGAUGUGAAAUAUGACGAUAAAGUGUUCUCUCGGCUGUCGCUUCAGUUAGCGGACUGCAUAUUGUUAGCGAUCAAAGAGUUUGGGUACCAGCGCUAUAAGUUCAUUAUAAAGGUAUUAUUUAUUCAAAAGACUGGUCAGGCAAUAAAUGUCGCCAGCCAGUGGAUCUGGGAUGUCGCGUGGGACAGCUGGGUGGCAGCGAAACAUGAGACAGAGACCUACGUGGCCUUGGCCUUGGUGUUUGCUCUUUAUUGUGAAUGA